GGAGAGGAAGAAGGGCAGGAGGAGGAUCAAACGGCAGCAGCUGCAGGACCGCCGCUGCCAUGCGGAGCGCGGAGGAGCGCGAGGAGGAGGAGGAGGCGGGGGCGGGCAGCAGCUCUGCGCGCGCCGCCGCCGCCUCCUCGUCCAUGAUGCCGGCCGGGCCGAGCCCCUACCAGCCCACCACGGAGCCCGUGCUGCUGCACCGCCGCGGAUGGGCGCCCGCCUGCGACCGCGCGUACGUGCGCUCGCCGCCCGGCCUCGUCAAGAUCGCGCAGACGUCGCUGGACCUGCUGACGUUCAUCGUCGCCAAGAGCGUGCCGGCGUGCUCGCGCUGCGGGGCCCUCUACCUCGUCGAGGCGGUCAGCUUCCUCGCGCUGCUCCUCACCGGCGCCCUGCUGCUGCUCUUCGCGCUCUCUCUGCACCUGCGCCUGCCCAACUUGAACUGGCCGCUGCUGGACGUGGUGAACACGGCCGUGUGGACGGCGCUGCUCUUCCUGGCGAGCGUGCUGCUGGCGGCACUGGGCGAUGGCGGCAGCGGUGCCCACGUGGCGGCCGUGACGCUGGGCUUUCUGGCGCUGGCUGCCUACGCCCUCAACGUGCUGCUCAUCCUGCGGCGGCGGCGACGGCACCGUCACGGUGGCGGCGCAACCGCCCUGGGGGUCGCAGGGGUCACGGCGCCCGGCCAAGAGGCCCCCUCUCUAUCCGCGGGUGACUACACGCGGGCGAGGAGCGACUGCGCGGACGACGCGGAGCGGCCGGGCGUCGCACCGUCGGCGUCAUCGCAGGACUGGGCCGUCGACGAUGAGGAGGUGGCCGUGGCGCCAGUCCCCACUGCACUGAAACUUUAAGAUGACCUCGAAAGAAUUGGGUGGCGCGGGGUACAACCCACCCCACCUGCCCCACCCCACCCGCCCCCACCCCACCCGUGCCCCCCACCCCAUCCCAAAAUUCAGAGGGUGUGGCGUGGGAUGGUGGCAGCACACCGGAGUAUCGCGACGACGAGUAUCCUGCCUCAGGGCUGGGUGGGACUCGCCAGAGGGGAAAAUAAUGUGACGCUUUGUAUUUGUUGAGUCACCCUGGUGACGCGUGUUUUGGGUCGUUUCGGGUCCGUGGGGUCGUUUGCUCGGUUUGGCCGGCCGGCCGAUACUUCCUGGUGAUGCUACUGAUGUGGCCGUACAAUUUCGCCCCGUUUCCCAGCGAUGCCACGAAUUGUCGUGAUUCAGGGCCACGGUUUAGAUUCAGGGUUCUGAAUUCAGUACGGACCAAUGUCCACGUUUUCUAAUGAUGUGUCAAUUCAACCAAUUUGGAUCUCUUCUCACGGAGGAUGGGAAGUGCGUUUAAUUGUGCAAGUAAGAAUCGAUUAUUAUUUAAGAUUCCUACAAAUCGUACGUGAACAAGCACAUUUUAUAUUUAGGCGAAUAGGGCGGGGAAAAUAGACGACAAACGAGAUAGAACGAGAAGAAAUAGAAAUCGGGCGUUGAGACGGAAAAAUGAUUGGUUCUUGAAUCAAAUUGCCACCGUGAAAUCGUGACAAAUCGUAAACAUCGCUGUGCGUUUUGGAAUCGUUUGAAUCCGACUGUGAACAAGAUAAGAGCUUUCUCUGUGGCUUUUAUUUUUUUAUUUUAAAUCGUUUUAAUCACUGCGGGGUCAUAUGUUUCAACAAGAGCAUUGUCCAUGGAGUGAAUUCGUGAGAAGAGAGGAAUAAGGGAAUGAGGAUGUGACUUGGGGUUAGGGAUAGAGUUGAGAAGAUGCGCGAUGCCGCAUUGGUCAAUACCAAUUCACCUGCACGACACACGCAUUGGGGAAUGACGUGCUCCGAUUCACACACACGCAGCAGCAGCAGUGCUCAAAGAACAAGGCGACCCGAGUUGGAUUCCUGCCCACUGCUGACAUCAGCGGGAAGAUUGAUAUUUAAACGAAGCCCUUGGGUCUCCCCUCCUUCACCAACACGUACUGAUCGGCAUGGUGAAGUGUGGUCAAAACAACCCCAGGGUGGUCAUCCUUGCAGAUGAGACUAUCCCUGGUCUCUGGAGUUCGCGCGCCUGCUCAAAAUACUUUUAAUAAAACCCCUCAAACCGGCACUGUCUGGGGAUGGCUUCACCCAGCAGUGGCGGUUGACAGAGGCCCGGUAAACAAAUUAAAACAUUACAAAUGCCACAUGCAGUGCGUCCAUGUGACCACUUGAGCCGUUAAGUUGACCAGAGUGUCGUUAAACAGAAACACAACAAACGGCCCGUAGUGGAUUCUGCAAUUGGAUCGCAAACUCGACUCGCGACAAUUGUUCAAACUGUUUCACCUCUUAUUGACGUGGGAAAAUGGUGGCGUGCGCGUGGCAGCGAUGACCUCAAGUGCACUGCUGAAAAGUCGCAGCCCCCCCCCCCCCAACCAGGCACCUGACCCGCCGCGUCGCCACCGCCACCAAUGUUUUACAUUGUCACGGGGAAUUAUUUUCUCCGUUGUUUUGCAUUGUCGUGUGGAAUUUUUCCUCCGGGUCGUCCCCUUGGGGUUUUUUUUUUACCAUCCGCGUUUAGAAAUGGGCGUGCGUUUCGAUUACUUAGCAACUGCUGCUAUAUAUUGCCACUUAAUGAUAAGUCACUAAGUUGAGCUAUCAUUUGUGAUGGCCACGUCGCUUGUGACAAAAGAAGCUUCGGUGGGCUUCAGGCGGUGGUCAAAUAAUAAUUGUUUCUAGUUUAUUUAAACAUGUGGCGGACAGGCGUAAAUCCUCGGGUAGACGGUGCCAUCUCAUCCGGAGUUAGUUUCAUGACGACUGCGCAAAGAGGCCUCGCGCGGCUGUGAUUCUGUUGUGGGCGAGUCGACAGCAGUGGUGGUCCUUUUGGAUACUCGGGCCCCACCAAAAGACGCGGAAUUUCCAUCACCUACUCAGGGCUGCACGCAGAAGAUGAGCACCACCUCAUUUGAGCAGGAGGCCAAGUACCCAAAAGCACCAUCUGGUGUCUCAUUUGGUGUCUUCCCCCGACCGCCGUCUCGCGUCAGUGGCGUUGGUGACUCGCUCACCAGGUGAGGGACCGCUCACCUGGUGAGGCACCGCUCACCUGGUGAGGCACCGCACGCCCUCGCUGCCUCUCGCUGCCCCCCACCCUCGGGGAGCGGUGGCGCAGCGGUUAGCGGCUGCGCUAUGAACGCGGCGAUCUGAGUUUCGAUUCCCUAUCGCGACCAAUGACGGUGGCGAAUGUUUGAGCCCUGGGGGGGGGCUCCCUUAGGUCAUCUCGGGGGGGGGGGCUCCCUUAGGUGACCUCAGCAUUGCAGGAGCUGUUGCAGUGCCUAACUCAUCAGCGCUGGAGAUGCAAAAGCGGCCGGGCCGUGGUAUUUUCCCCCCGCUCCCCUCGUGUGCCAUACCGACGGCCUUCGUAGGUGCUACUCGCUAACAGCACUUGCCCUCAACAUUCUGUUAAAGGCUAUACAGGAGUCUUUGUGUAAAUAUGUAAGUGCUGCUGUUACAUUCUUGUUAUGUGACUGUUACACUAUUACGUGAGUGUCACACUCCGUUACGCGAGUGCUGCUGUUCCACUAUUCGCACUGUGACCACUUAAACUGACAAACGAACAAAACGUGAAAAUGGAAUGCGGCAAAGCGCGGAGAUCAGAUCAGGGGUUAGGGUGAGUGUUGGUGAGCAGGCCAAGUCCUCGUUAGUCAGUAUUGGUUGUCGUCAGUGGAGACUUGGUGAGGGGUAACGUUGGUUUGGGUCAGGGUGCACCUCCUCCCCGUUACAAAGAGCGGCCGUUAACAUUUUGCCACAGUGGACGAGAUGUUAACUACCUCGCCUGGUAUGCAGGAGGUCGUGGGUUCGAUCCCAACCCUGACGCCCGCUGCUGUAUAUUUGGAGUUUGCCGUGUCUCUCUCGCUGUGGUCGUGUGAAUUUUUAUCCGGGUCCUCCGGUUUUUCGCUCCACAUUUAGAAACACGCCUCUAGAGGAGGGGUCGGUAAACUAAAUAACAAGGAGGCAAAAAAAAUUUGAUUUUAGUACAAAACUGAAUAUUGUGAGAUCCACAAUGCAAUGUGAAUGCAUGUGCAUCACGUCACGAAGCAGUCUGCGAAGAGAGGGGCAGGUUGUCGAUCCCUGGUUUAGAGUAUUUCGCUGCUAUACAUUCCCACACGAUAAGCCACUUCGUUGAGCUGUCAUUUGCGACCAGGUCGCUUGUGAAAAAGAACCACGUCGUUCAGUGGACCUUACCUGGUAAAAUACACAUAGUUGUUUUUGUUUAGUUUUGCUUCUGGUGGAUUUUCGUUUGCGCUCACACCACUGGUGGUUCGAUCACCGCGGCCCAACUUCAGUUGGUAGCGAGGUCAAAUCACGGCGGCAUCUCCUACUUGGCCCUACAUCCUCUUGGGGGGGUUGACCAAUGAGGCACCACGUGGUGGCAUUUCCACCUCGAGGCUCAAAACUGAGUAGGAGCCGAGCGUCGGCGCCCCCACCAAGUGUGAGAGCACCACCCACUGGGCAUUGUUAAUUGUCGUUGCGCUGGAUAAAUGUGUGCACACGUCCGUCAAGUGUGCCCUCGAAAUCGCCUACAUGGAUACGUACGCACGUUGAACUUUUAAACACAGUUCUAAAGAAAUGCGUUUUUGAAUUCGAUUCAUGCUAUGCCCUGCGUGUAUAUAAUGGCGAGUUUAGGGUGGCCUCUUGGAAAUAAUGUGAAAUAUUUCAAAUGGCAGGAAACGUCACGUGCCAUGCAUUACCAGUUCGUUCUGUACCAGUGCACAGAAACCACCAGAGCAUUGGAUUGUACGUACGUACAUGGAACUUCUUUCGCACCGUACGUAGCCAAGCCUGCUAAUCGGAGGUGCGGUGGGGAAGGACAACACACUAAACGCAAACAAGCAGUUCUCAAGAAAAUAUUUGGUGUGCUGCCGUAUUGACUCGUUAUUUUCACUGCUUCCAGUGGCGUUUUUGCACCUUUCUUUUCCACUGCUUUAAAAAAAACACUCACAAUAUAAAAAAGUAGGAUUGUGAAUGCGCUAAAUUUGUCCACCUUUGAAUUAACAAGGUUUUAAGGAAACCGUUAUACCGGGGCCACCCCACAACCUGAAUGAUCACUGUAUUUCGAGGACACUGCGUGCGUGCGCGCUAGCCAGCCACACACACUUGUACGCGUGUGCGUGAGCCAGGCAGCAACACACGUACACACUCGUGUGUGUGCUAGCCAGCCACACGCACACUCGUACGUAUGUGCACUCACGGGGUGUGCAUGUCGUAAGCAGGGCUCUGAUUCCCAAUCCCAGUGGGGGGCCUUGAACUUUGAUCUUUGGUCUGUAUUGUUGUUACAAACGUUGACCGUCGCGAACUCGUGUGCAUGAACUACUGUUUAACACUCAGUCGGCUUUCGCGACCAUUAUGAUCCAUAAUUGAGGUGUUUUUGGGUUAGAUCGCAUACACACUCACAUUUUAAAUACGGUGGGUUUACUCUCCAACACACAACCGGUGUGCUGAACUAGCAACUAACUGGAAAGUUUUGUUUAAGUGACAAACCUUGGUAAUUGGCUGCGUCAGGUGGUGGCGGGUUUUCCGACAUUCAUAUUUAUGCGACCUAUCCCCUCUCCCCCCAAAAAAAAUAACUUCUGUUGUAGAUGAACUUCUGUGUCGGCAGUGGCAAGCCCCCCAGCGGGGUUGCUGCAUCGAGCCAGCAAGGGCGUUGUUCUCCUUAGGGGGAGUAAACAGUCAAACUUGAUCACUCACAAUCUAUUUUUACCAUCACCCACUGCUGGCUUCAUUGGACCACAUUUUAAAAUGCACUUUUGUUCGCUUUUUUUUCUUUGUUGUUUGUAAAUAUAGUUUGUGGAUCUCCCCCACAGAUGACCGCACGGGUGAACUUAACAAUUUACUUCUCUCAUCCACUCAAUCCACCUGCUUUACACAAGGCCUGGGUUCUGGGCGGGUAAUUUGGUGUUGCUGCACAAGCGCACGUAUUAAAUAGCUCAACAAGUUCACCAAUAAAGAUGGGAUUUCCUAGGCGAGUGACUUUUUAUAGGUUUUCAAGUGAUUCCAGGGCGCUCCUCUCCUAUCCACAUACUUGAUCACACAGGUGUGGACACACACAAUCCACACCUUGCACACCUGCUAGGAAUUGUACAGACGUGUCCACACACAUUCUCCACCAUCUGGGGAGUGUGUCGGGAAAUAUGCUAAGCUGCGCCGAGUGACCGAGCGGACGUGAAACCGCCGAGUCCAGUGAUUGUUGGUAUCAGUGUUAGUGUGUUGGUAUCCGUGCUAGUGUGGGUAUCGGUGUUAGUGUGUUGGUAUCAGCGCUAGUAUUGGUGUCAGUGCUAGUGUGUUGGAGUUUUGGCAAUGAUUUGCACAGGAGUGCCUUACUGUUAUGUCGACUGCUGAGUUGUGUAAGGUGUGUGGCUACCUUUGUCCAUGUGUAUACAUGUGUGUGUGUCGGUAUGUAUGUAUAUGUCCGUGCUUAUAUGCGUGCAUGAGUGUGUGCGAGUGCGCACAUGUGAAGUUUGUGUCUAUUGUAUGUGUUGUGUCUGUGUGUGAGUAUACAGGGUGUUUCACAAAGAUGGACCUGAUUUGAAAUCGCUAUAUCUCUGCAACCACGAACCGCCCAUGAAUUAAACUCUUACCACUUGAGAGGGCGGGGCAUAGAGAGGGUGGGGCAUAGAGUUUCAAAUGAUUACCGCGAGAUGCCUCUUCCAGUGCACAAACAGCCCCUAGCCUCAGUCAUUCGCGAGAUGGUGACCCCCACAACACAAGGGGCGUUUUUCAUUCUGCAGUUCGGCAAGACUGAAUCCGUAAUUGCAGUGCAGAGCGCGUUUUAAUGGCGUUUUGGCAUUGAUCCGCCAAUGUCAAAGAGCAUUCUUCGUUGGAGCCGACAAUUUGAGGAAACAGGCCGUUGAUGUAAGGGGAAGAGCGCAGGGCGACCACGCACCUCAGCGGAAAACGUGAGAAGAGAGGCGUUUGUGACGAAUUCAACUAUCGUCUCGAUGUUGUCCGUACAGCAAGUGGAGGGCACAUCGAGCAUUUAUAAAAUGGUUAGGAAAACUUGAUAACUCAUUAAACCGUUUGUAACAUUUUGUGUAAUUGUAACAUGUUGCCAUCGUGAAAUAUACUGCUUUGAAAUUGGGUUCAUCUUUUUAAAACACACUAUAUACAACUGCCAAACAACAGGGGAUGUCUUAAAACAAUGGAGGGUGUGGGAGCGUGACAGUGUGGGAAGAUGAGUCACAGGCUACUGUGGUCCCACAUUCCCAUCAGCAGAAGGCGAGGAGGAAUGGUGGUUGUGGUGGCUUACAACACCACCGAAGAUGCACAUCAAUGAAGGGAUGCAGACAAGGCUGAUGAUUCAGAUGCCUUCUAUGACCUGUCCCAGGUGCUGGCUAGAGUGGCUCCUCGGGAUAGUCAUCCUGUUGGGUGACUUCAGUGUCCGAGUGGGUCACGAGGCAGGCCCUUACACUGGAGUGGUUGGAAGGCACAGGACAGAUCAGCUCAAUAAGAAUGGUGGGAGGCUGCUGCUCUUUUCCGCUCGCCAUGGGUUUGUGAGCACCAACUCGCCGUUACACUCUUGGCCCAUCCACACAACAUGGAUGCACGCCA
Lethenteron reissneri (Far Eastern brook lamprey) is the source of this 7552-nucleotide messenger RNA. It is a transcript of the gene CMTM4, whose product is annotated as CKLF like MARVEL transmembrane domain containing 4. The record is from RefSeq and is a predicted model, not a curated record. NCBI's taxonomy places the organism in Eukaryota, Metazoa, Chordata, Hyperoartia, Petromyzontiformes, Petromyzontidae. Gene Ontology annotation, cellular component: membrane.